UCCGUCUCCAUCUGCGGCCACCACUCACGAGUCACCUUCAAGCCAAGACCCGGUCAGAAUGCACGAAGAGUCGCCCAGCAUGGCCGCAGCAUGCGAGUCUGCCCUUUUAAGGUCGAUUUACUCACACCCUCCGACUGACUGGAUCUCCUUGUUCUCGCGCUGGUCUCCCUGACAGUUCUUUAUCUCUGGAUCUAAAUCGUUUUUUUUCCCCCGCUCGCUUCACAAUCGAAUGGACUGAUGAAAGACCCGACAUUAGAAUCCUGAAUCAUGCCCUUUGUACCCAACACUCCCGAAUCCCUCGUCGCGAGAAGCGAUUCCAAGAAUCCAAGAACCACCUGCCGGGGUCUCACCGCUAACGGCCGGCCAUGUCGACGCCCUAUCGCCUCGUCUGUCUCUCCGACGGAGAACCUGGCCCCUCGGGUGCGAAAGAAUGGUGUAUUUGACGACGACCCGACCGACGAGUCACUAUACUGCUGGCAGCACAAAGAACAGGCGAGCCUCUCGGCCAGAUCGACUCCCGCUCGGAAGACAGCCACAAUAAGUCCCAUUGCCGAGGAUAGGACGAGCCUAGAUUCCCUCGUUGGCCGGUUAGGGUUGGUUGAGCUGCAGAAGAAGAAACGGUCCAGCGGCACUGGCACGAUACGAAGGCACGACAAGCGUCCUGGUCCCAACUACGACGACGACAAGACCAUCGCUACAUCUACCGCUACGCACGACGAUUCGAAGCCGUCCCCGACGAUAAACCGACCCAAACAGUCCACGAGACACUUGCUCUGUUGUUGCUUCAGCAUUCCCCUCGAAGAAAUACCCGAAUCACCAGCAGCAGCUCCUCGACCGGCAAGGCCAGGUUCUCGACCUAUAACACCAUCCCGUCGACCUAGACCUCGCCCCCAACCGAGGCCGGUCCAAGAUACCACGCACCUCGCGUCUCUUACCUCUCCACCGAACUUGUCGACGCAAUCCCCCGGACGGUCCUCCCUCAAAUCCACCACUUCCACCACGUCCCAGACGGCGCAGUACUUCUCUCUCAUCGCACCAGACACGCCUCCGCAGACCGCCUCGUCGCUCAUAGCAGAGCUAGCACGACCGUAUGCAGACUCGGAAGAGCCGGGCUAUAUCUACAUGUUCUGGAUGACCCCCUCGUCCGCUCCCGCCCGCCCUCCCGUCGACGCCGCUCGCUCUCUCCUCGCACCGCCUUCCUUGUCCGGGCCCUCCUCUCCAGGAGCGGCCGCCACAUCCCGCCAACGCCGCGCCAGCGACAUCGUGUCCACGUACGCCCGAAACACAAACGGCGGCGGCGACAACGGCAAACCGAGGACCAUGCUCCUCAAGAUCGGCCGCGCGGCGAACGUGCAACGCCGCAUGCAGCAGUGGUCGCGCCAAUGCGGCUACGACGUCGAAGUGAUCCGUUACUACCCUUACUUGGCCGGCGCGAGCGAGGCCGCGGGCCGGACGCCGCGCAUGACGCCGCAUUGCCGCCGCGUCGAGAGGCUGGUGCACAUCGAGCUGGCGGGGAGGGGCUUCAAGGCGAGGCGGCCCAGUUGCGAGGCCUGCGGCAGGGACCAUAGGGAGUGGUUCGAGGUGGAGGCUACGAGGGAGGGCAUUCGGACUGUUGACGAGGUGGUUCGGCGGUGGGUCGACUGGGAUGAGAGGGGCAGCGAUUGAACGUGAAACUACUAUGGAAUUUGUCUUUGAAAUGGCUUCAUGUUGCGUUUGUUUCGUCUAUUCUCAACUUCAACGAGGGCCACGAUGAGUGAACAGCAGCAGCAACAGCAACAACAUAAAAACAAACAACACAAAAUAAAAGAAGAGGAAAGCAAGAAACAAGACAAAACGCCGCAUUCCAGAAAUGAUCCGCUUCGAAAGAGUACGCACUCUGACUGCCUUGCCCUAUGA
This is a messenger RNA of Sodiomyces alkalinus F11, 1896 nucleotides long. Its product is annotated as DUF1766-domain-containing protein. NCBI's taxonomy places the organism in Eukaryota, Fungi, Ascomycota, Sordariomycetes, Glomerellales, Plectosphaerellaceae. The coding region runs from base 268 to 1665 and encodes 465 amino acids. The record is from RefSeq and is a predicted model, not a curated record. The transcript has 2 exons.